Leguminivora glycinivorella is the source of this 1263-nucleotide messenger RNA. RefSeq lists its product as uncharacterized. NCBI's taxonomy places the organism in Eukaryota, Metazoa, Arthropoda, Insecta, Lepidoptera, Tortricidae. The transcript is spliced from 12 exons. The record is from RefSeq and is a predicted model, not a curated record. The coding region runs from base 393 to 1118 and encodes 241 amino acids.
UAUCCAUACUCGUUCAAUAUGGGUACGUGUACCGCACUCGCGCCUGCGCUCUGCUGCCUAGUGGCAGGUUUAUUAUGGACUGGCACUGUGCUCGGUUCACCGGAUCGAGGAAACUACAAUUGGGCAACUUUGAGUUCGAACACCAACGUUACUGCUAUAAAAGUUAAUGACAAGCCAUAUCUGAGAAUUAACAAUAAGCAAAACAACGUCGCCAACGUUAAUGAUAGAAGAACCAUCAUGUGUAAAGGAGAAAAUUUAAGAAAUGAUACUCGAAUGGAAUUUUAUGAUCCCUCUGGCGUUAAGAUACAACAAACAACAUACAAGGAUGAAAGGGUCCGUGUGGAUCUGCGCGCCGGUCGCGGACAAGACCCCGUGGAUACCUGGUGUUGUUGAUGGACAAUAUGACGGUCACGGACUCGGGGACAUAUACCUGCAGGGCGGGGGAACUUAACGACACGAUUACUAUUAUUGUGAACGGAACGACAGUUGGUGCACAACCUGGUGUAGGUGGCCCCGGAGCUUGGAAUGAUGGACCUCCUGGUGCACAACCUGGUGUAGGUGGCCCUGGAGCUUGGAAUAAUGGACCUCUUGGUGGACAGCCUGGUGUAGGUAGCCCCGGAGCUUGGACUAAUGGACCGUUUGGUGGGCAGCCCGGCGGCGUAGGAAGCCCCACAGCAUUGAAUAAUGGACUAGUUGGCGGUAGCAGUUUAUAUGGUCAAGGACCUCCCGGUCCUCCCGGAGGUUGGAAUCAUGGACCGAUUGGCGGUAGCGGCAGUUUUGGUCCCGGAGGAUGGUACAAAGGACCGAUUGGCGGUGGCGGCAGUUUAUUUGGUCCCGGAACUCCUGGACGAUGGCAUAAUGAGCAGACCUUCAACAACCAAGACUCAUCAAAGAAGGCAGACUCGGAUACGCUGACGGUGGGCACCUCAGGGUCUUCGAGUCCUCAAGAGGUUCACUUCGCGCUGUCUCUGGUGCCGCUGCUUCGCGCGCAGCCUCUAGCAGAGAAACUGCAGAAGGAGGCUGACAUCUUGAGGACAUUCAAUCCGAACCAUGUAUUCCCUGGAUUUCACCAGCCUAUAGUAUAUCCAGGGGCCUACACGCCUGCUCAGGCAUACUAAUAAACUGUAAUUUCGUUUGAAAUAUUUGUCAGGUUAAAAACAAAAGUUAGUAAUGUCAUCGAUUUGUGGUUUGUGGUAGAAAUUAUUGAGCUAUAUAGAUUGUCAUCUGACGCUUACCAUCAGAAUAAAUCAUUCAUUCAAUAAG